AAGUUAAGACCAAGGCAUGCUUUUUGCGCUUUCAAACCAGCGGGGAGGGGGGAAGAGAGAGAGAGAGAGAGAGACGAAAGGGGAUUGUUGAAGCGAAGCUUCGUUUCCACGGCGAUUCGACCGAAGGCAUAAGCGCGGAUCGGGCGGCAGAAGGGAGGAGCUUGAGCGCCUCUGGGCAUUUCGCGCCGUUCGGCUGGAAUUGAUCGGAGCCGUUUCGCUCUUUGCGCGUUUUUCGGGAUUUUCUUGGCCUUUUCCCCUUUACUUCCCCGAGAGCUGCCGCCGUCGCCGCGGUCGUUUUUGGGCGGACGUUUCGUUCGGGGAGGUUGCGCCGAGGUCCGUACGGAGGCUUGAGACGAAGGCUGUCGCGGGGGGCUUUAGUUCGUCUGCGCCGAUGGAGUGGCCCGUGUUGGACGAGUACGAGAAGCUCAUCUUUCGAAUGAAUCCUCCGAGGGUCGUGAUCGACAGUCGCGUUUGCUCCAGCGCCACUAUUGUUGAGGUUGAUAGCGCCAGGAAACAUGGAAUUCUAUUGGAUGCUGUCCAGGUCUUCACGGAUCUGAACCUUUCGAUCAAGAAAGCCUACAUUUCCUGUGAUGGAAGAUGGUUCAUGGACGUUUUCCAUGUGACCGAUCAGAACGGAAACAAAUUAACCGACCAAAGCGAAAUCAGCUACAUAGAGCAGUCACUUGGCGCCAUCCACCAUAGAAGGGACAAUGACUACAGGGGACUGACAGCGCUCGAGCUGACCGGAACUGACCGUGUUGGUCUGCUAUCGGAGGUCUUUGCCGUACUCGCCGACUUGCAGUGUAAUGUCGUGGAAGCGAAGGUGUGGACUCACAAUGGAAGGAUAGCUUCGCUAAUUUACGUGAAAGACUGUAAUUCCGGUUCCCCCAUUGAGGACUCUCAGCACAUAAAUAGGAUCGAGGCGAGAUUAAAGCAUGUUCUGAAAGGAGAUAACGACAUUAGAAGCGCGAAAACGAUGGUGUCGAUGGCGGUGACGCACACCGAGAGAAGAUUACAUCAAAUGAUGUUUGCAGACCGUGAUUAUGAGAGGAAGCCAAUCUUGCAGCCCAGUGCUGAUUGUCCGGUCGUAACUGUACAGAAUUGGACAGGAAGGGGUUACUCAGAAGUGAAUGUUCAGUGUAAAGAUAGGACAAAGCUUUUGUUUGAUGUCGUAUGCACCCUUACGGACAUGGAGUAUGUUGUCUUCCAUGCGACCGUGAAUACUACAGGAGACAAGGCAUAUCUGGAAUUCUACAUCAGGCACAUGGACGGAACCCCAAUUAGUUCCGAAGCUGAAAGGCAGCGGGUGGUUCAAUGUCUACAAGCAUCGGUCGAGAGAAGAGCGUCAAAGGGUGUGAGAUUAGAGUUAUGUACAGAGGAUAGGGUGGGUCUCUUGGCCGAGGUGACGCGAACCUUCCGAGAAAACGGCCUCAACGUCACGAGGGCGGAGAUCUCCACGACGAUGGACACGGCGCUCAACAUCUUCUACGUGACCGACGCGCUGGGGAACCCGGCGGAUCCGAAGAUCAUCGAGGCCGUGAGGCACAGGAUCGGGCCGGCCAAUCUGCAAGUCAAGGAGCUGCCGCCGCUGUCCGACGAAAAGGCGGAGCGGGAAGAGGAAGCGGUCGGGGUGGCCGGGGCCGUCCUGUUAUCGCUCGGGAGCAUGGUGAGGAGGAAUCUGUACCAUCUGGGUCUGAUCAGGUCAUAUUCUUGAAAGUGAAGAACAGGGCAUUAAAGGGCGAAUAUGGUGGCGGUGGCGUGGGGGGGAGGGCAUAUUCUUUUGGCUUCUAAACUGGACCGGGGGAGGGGGGGGGGGUUUGGGAGUUGGGGCAUGGCAUGUACAGUGUAAAUAGGUGGCAUGUAUAGUCGUUUAGUUAAGUGUUGGGUUGGGUUGGUUUGAGUUAGAUAGAGACCCACCCCAUAUCAUGUACAGUCCAUAGGGGGGGACAGCUCCACCAUAUUUUCAAAACGAUUUGGCUUUUUUAAAUCUCCGAGAUAGAUUUGAAUUCAUCCCUUGAGGAGGGAGAGGGAGGGAGGGAGGCCAAAAGGGUGGUGGGGAGAAGAAGGGGCUUGUCCUCUUGUAAAUAGGGGUUGUAAAUUGCUGGCGGGAAGAGAGGGUGGAAGAGUAGUUGUUAGUAGAUGACCAGAAAUUAUUCGGUACAGUCCAUAGUUUGUACAGUUGCCUACAUCAAUUUAGUAUUGUUGCGUUGAA
Syzygium oleosum is the source of this 2212-nucleotide messenger RNA. Its product is annotated as ACT domain-containing protein ACR8-like. The coding region runs from base 392 to 1714 and encodes 440 amino acids. The record is from RefSeq and is a predicted model, not a curated record. Lineage: Eukaryota; Viridiplantae; Streptophyta; Magnoliopsida; Myrtales; Myrtaceae. The transcript has 7 exons.